AGCAAAUCCAAAAGGUGAACUGAUCCAUUCUUCAACCAUUUCACACAAGCUCUUCUUCUGUUCUCAUGGCUCCGAAACGACGUCCCACUAAGGUAGGAGAGAGCCGAAUGGACGCAGCUCUCGACGCCAUGCAUAUCUAUGGCUUUUCCAAAAAACUCGUUCGAACAACCGUUCAAAGCCUCCUCAAAGUUUAUGGUGGCAACGAGGGCUGGGUCUUCAUCGAAGACUCCAGUUACACUCUCCUUAUCGAUACUCUUCUUGAAAGCCAACUCAAUCCUUCACCUCCGGUUGUUGGUUUGAUAGAGGCUAAUCCAGGAGAUGGUCCCAAUGAGGUAACACCUGCUGAAUGCUCGAACGGUGCCCUUCUAGCAUGCUGUAAAGCGCAAACUUCUGAUGAUAAACCCUUAACUAUUAAGGCCUUAGAGACUCUAACGGUAACCAGUGAAACUGGUUCUCAACUUCCCAUCAAGAGUGUGGAUACUUUUUCCUCAACAAGUGGAACUGGUAGUGUGCAUUACUUGAAGUCUGUAGGUAUAUCAUCGGAAAACAGAAGACCCGCUAAUGAACUUUUAAUCAAGGCUGCAAGUGAAACUCCCAUCAAGGCUGUACCUAUAUCUGCAGCAAAGAAAACUGGUUUUCAACUUCCCAUCAAGAGUGUGGAUAAUUUAUCCCCAACAAGUGGAACUGGUAGGGUGCAUUACUUGAAGUCUGUAGACAUAUCAUCGAAAAACAGAAGACAAGCUAAUGAACUUUUAAUCAAGGCUCCAAGUGAAACUCCCAUCAAGGCUGUAACUAUAUCUGCAGAAAAGAAAUCUGAGUCUCAGCCAGCAGGAAAUUUGGCUUUGCGGGAAAAUCAUGGACCAAAGAUUCCACAGCUUAAUCACAAAAGGCGUAGACCUUGCUAUGGCUGGAUUUCUAGUGAUGAGGAGAACGAAGAUCUAACAGAGCUUAUACCUAAAUAUCCGUUGUGAAAUAUUUAUUUCACAUGUUAGAGAAAAUGGUCAACAAGUGUAAUAAUAAGGACAGGGGUAGGGUAUACGUAUGUGUUAUAUUAGAGAACUAUACCCCUUAUAAUACAGAUCUGGUUCCUGUGUAUAAGUACUGUAGAACAGACCAAAAGAGAUAGGAUGUUUUAUUUUUAUUUUUUAGCAAAUACAUUGAGUUAUAAGAUAAUGUUUUCGUUUAAACCAAA
Messenger RNA from Vigna umbellata (rice bean), 1192 nucleotides. RefSeq lists its product as uncharacterized. The record is from RefSeq and is a predicted model, not a curated record. NCBI's taxonomy places the organism in Eukaryota, Viridiplantae, Streptophyta, Magnoliopsida, Fabales, Fabaceae.